Messenger RNA from Melitaea cinxia (Glanville fritillary), 3195 nucleotides. RefSeq names its product unconventional myosin-IXa (gene dachs). The transcript is spliced from 14 exons. Gene Ontology annotation, molecular function: actin filament binding; ATP binding; cytoskeletal motor activity. Gene Ontology annotation, biological process: vesicle transport along actin filament; actin filament organization. Gene Ontology annotation, cellular component: myosin complex; cytoplasm; vesicle. The coding region runs from base 1 to 3195 and encodes 1064 amino acids. The record is from RefSeq and is a predicted model, not a curated record. Lineage: Eukaryota; Metazoa; Arthropoda; Insecta; Lepidoptera; Nymphalidae.
AUGGCCACGCUCGGCCUUUCCAAGGUGUUCAUACUCGACAAGUACUUUACCGAGCUGCAGAAGUUCUGGGAGACGGAGAAGAAGCUGCAAGACGCAUCGUCGUCCAACGAAGCGGUGCACCUGCAGCGGCGGCUGCUGAGCCUCAGCUCGGAGCUGGUCACCCUCCGCAACCACCUGCACGUGGGCGGGGCCGGAGCCCCGGCCACCCCGGCUGCCCCGCCCGCCUCGCCCGGCGGCUCGCAGCCGGCCGUGCCGCCGCGCGCGCCCCUGCCGCCGCCCCCCGCCCCCGCGCCGCCCCUGCAGCCGCACCACCCUCCGCCGCCGCCGCCAGAAGCACGAUGGCGAGCCGGCUCCGCAGGCGGCGCCCCGGCGACGGGAACCAUUGGGAGCGCGGGCACCGGCUCCGACGUGGACGACCUCAUCCACUUGCGAGGCCCGCUCACGGAGGACGCCGUCGUGCGAGCGCUUCAGGCGCGAUUUUAUCAUAACAAAUUCUACACGUCCGCGGGCCCGAUCCUGCUGGCGCUGAACGCGUACACGGACGCCGGCAACGCGCUGACGCCGGGCGCGGCGCGCGCGCAGCGGCCGGAGCUGGCGCGGCUGGUGCACGACGCGGUGCGCCACCAGGCCGACACGGGCUGCCCGCAGGCCAUCAUCCUGUCGGGCGCGUCGGGCUCGGGCAAGACCUACGCGUCCAUGGUGCUGCUGCGGCGCCUGUUCGACGUGGCGGGCGGCGGGCCCGAGACCGACGCCUUCAAGCACCUCGCCGCCGCCUUCACCGUGCUGCGCUCGCUGGGCACGGCCGCCACGCACGCCAACUCGCACUCCAGCCGCAUCGGCCACUUCAUCGAGGUGCAGGUGACGGACGGCGCGCUGUACCGCACCAAGAUCCACUGCUACUUCCUGGACCAGACGCGCGUGGUGCGGCCGCCAGCCGGCGAGCGCAACUACCACAUCUUCUACCAGAUGCUGGCCGGCCUCACGCCCGACGAGCGCUCGCAGCUGCACCUCGACGGCUACACCGCCAAUGACUUGCGCUACUUGGCGUCGUCUCACCCGCGCCGGCCCGAAGCCGAGGACGGCGCGCGGUUCCACGCGUGGAAGAGCUGCCUGGGCGUGCUCGGCAUUCCCUUCCUGGACGUGCUGCGCGUGCUCGCUGCCGUGCUGCUCCUCGGAAACGUGCACUUCACCGACAACGCCGAGGGAAACGCGGAGCCAAACGGAGAGGCGGAGCUGGUGGCGGCGGGCGCGCUGCUGGGCGUGGGCGCGGCGGCGCUCAUGCGCGGGCUGGGCACGCGCAGCGCGGCGCGCGGCGGGCGCGGCCAGGUGCGCGCCGCCUCCAGCGCCGCCGUCGCCGCCGCCGCGCGCGACGCGCUGGCCAAGGCGCUAUACUGCCGCACCGUCGCCACCAUCGUGCGGCGCGCCAACUCCCUCAAGCGCCUCGGCUCCACGCUGGGCACGCUGUCGUCGGACUCCAACGAAUCGGUGAGUGACGCGGCGUCGCGGCGCGCGUCCACGGCGGGCGGCGGCGCGCGCGGGCGGGCGGGCGCGCGCUCCAUGGCGGCGCUCAACGACGCCGUGCGCCACGCCACCGACGGCUUCGUGGGCAUCCUUGACAUGUUCGGCUUCGAGGACGCCGGCCCGAGCCGCCUCGAGCACCUGUGCGCCAACCUCUGCGCCGAGACCAUGCAACACUUCUACAACACGCACGUUUUCAAGUCGUCGGCGGAGUCGUGUCGCGAGGAGGGCGUGUCGGGCGCGCUGGAGGUGGAGUACGUGGACAACGUGCCCUGCAUCGACCUGGUGUCGUCGCUGCGCACCGGGCUGCUGGCCGCGCUGGACGCCGAGUGCGCGGCGCGCGGCUCGGCCGAGCAGUACGUGGCGCGGAUCAAGGCCGCGCACAGAGGUCAUCCGAGAUUAGCGGAACCGAGACCGCCGCACCCUCGACGCUUCGCCGUGAGACACUACGCGGGUGAGGUGACGUACGACGCCAGUGACUUCCUGGACGCUAACCGCGACGCCGUGCCCGACGAGUUGCUUGCCGCUUUCGAUACUAGAACCUGCGAAUUUGGCUUCGCGACGCAUCUCUUCGGCGCCGAACUCAAGGCGCUGGCGGCGGCGGGCGGGCCUGCGGGCGCGCAGUUCCGCGCGUCGCCCACGGCGGGCGGCGCGGCGGUGGCGGCGGGCGCGCUGGGCGGCGCGCCGCCCACCCCCGCCGCCGCCACCGCGCCCGCCUCCACGCUCACGCAGGACUUCCACACGCGCCUCGACAACCUGCUGCGCACUCUCGUACACGCGCGCCCGCACUUCGUGCGCUGUUUGCGCGCCAACUCCACCGAGACACCUAUGCUCUUUGACCGCGUCACGGUUGCCCGACAGGUUCGCGCUUUACAAAUACUGGAGACGGUCCAGCUGAUGGCCAGCGGGUACCCACACCGCAUGCGGUUCCGCGCGUUCAGCGGGCGCUACCGCGCGCUGUGGCAGCGCAAGGCGGGCGGCGGGGGCGCGGGCGCGGGGGCUGGGGCGGGCGCGGGGGCGGAGCGCGAGGCGGGCGCAGCGUGCGCGCGCGUGCUGCGCUCCGUGGCCGCCGCCGCUGCACCGCCCGCGCCCGCAUCGCCCGCUGCCGUGCGCUGGGCACUCGGCAAGCGACACGUCUUCCUCAGCGAGGGCAUGCGCCAGGUGCUGGAGCGCAUGCGGCGCGCGCGACGUCAGGCGGCGGCGGAGUGCAUCCAGGCAGCGUGGCGCGAGCACCGCGCCCGGGGCCCCCGGGGCGAGCGCCCCAGCCGGGGCACCCGGGGCGAGCGCCCCGCCCCGCCCGCGCGCCGCCGCCCCGCGCCCAUCGCCGGCACGCCGCCGCCCGACCCCGCCGACAAGUGCGACCCGCAGCUGGUGAAGCGCACGUGCUCGCUGUUCGGGCUGGACCUGGAGCGGCCGCCGCCGCUGCCGCCGCCGCGCGCCUACACGGUGGCGCACGGCGUGAAGCUGGGCUACCCGCAGCAGCGCACGGUGGCGGCGGACUGGGACGAGGGCGGCGUGCGCCUGCGCGCCGGGGACACGGUGCUGGCGCUGGGCGCCGCGCGCCGCGGACACGUCUCCGUGCAGGUGUGCGGCCGCACGGUGCCGGUCCCGCACGCGGUGCUGGCCCCGCCCCGCGCGCCGCGCGCCGCCCCGCCGCCGCCGCCCGCGCCCGCCUGA